AUAUUUGUGUGUGAGGUCAGAGAUUAUCUUCUCACCCCCCCACUCACAUCCUUCUCUCCUUUCUCUUUCUUUCACUGAGAUUUGUCAUCAUAUAUAUUCAUUCUCAUUGGAUCUUAUUUCUGAACACUGAAAUCCUUUUGCUUGUGCUUGGUGUACUAAUCUGUCCCGAAUAUCUUGGAAACUUAUUGACAUUUAGUCAGUUGACAGAUUUUGAAAACUAGAAAGCGAAAAUGAAGCAAAAGGAUGAUAAUAAGCAUGAUAAGCCCGCGAGGCCAAAUGAUAAAAGUUCAAAGGUUGUGCCAAUGGGGAUUAUGUUUGUUGUUUUAUGCGGGUUUUCGUUUUAUCUUGGUGGGAUCUUUUGUUCUAACAACAAUGGAUUCAUGGGUACUGGGGAAGUUGUGAAAUCAGUUGAAUCUCCCCAAAAGACCGCUUCUACUCCGGUGCAAGUGAAAUCUGUUUCGUUCCCGCAAUGCAGUGCUGAUAUGCAAGACUACACGCCCUGCACGGAUCCUAAGAGAUGGAUGAAAUACGGACGACACAGGCUUACAUUCAUGGAACGUCACUGUCCACCAGCUUUUGAUAGAAAAGAGUGCCUGGUGCCACCUCCUGAUGGCUACAAGGAGCCAAUCAGAUGGCCAAAGAGCAAAAACGAAUGUUGGUACAGGAACGUCCCAUAUGACUGGAUCAACAAACAAAAAUCUAACCAGCAUUGGUUAAGGAAAGAAGGGGAGAAAUUUUACUUCCCUGGUGGUGGUACUAUGUUUCCUAAUGGCGUUAGCGCUUAUGUUGAUCUAAUGCAAAAUUUGAUUCCGGGAAUGAAAGAUGGCACUGUUCGUACUGCCAUUGAUACUGGUUGUGGGGUUGCUAGUUGGGGAGGUGACUUGCUUGAUCGUGGAAUUCUUACCGUUUCUCUAGCUCCUAGAGAUAACCACGAGGCGCAAGUUCAGUUUGCAUUAGAACGUGGAAUUCCUGCCAUUCUUGGAAUCAUAUCAACUCAACGUCUUCCAUUCCCUUCAAAUUCAUUUGAUAUGGCUCAUUGCUCCAGAUGCCUUAUCCCAUGGACUGAAUUCGGUGGAAUUUACCUUCUUGAAGUACACAGAAUCCUUCGUCCAGGUGGCUUUUGGGUCCUAUCUGGCCCUCCAGUAAACUAUGAGAACCGUUGGAGAGGGUGGAACACAACAGUCGAAGAACAAAAAUCUGACUACGAGAAGUUACAAGAACUUCUAACUUCAAUGUGCUUUAAGUUAUACAACAAGAAAGACGAUAUUGCUGUGUGGCAAAAGUCCUCAGACAACAGCUGCUAUAAACAGCUUGAUACUCCUGACAACUACCCACCAAAAUGUGAUGAUGGAACCGAGUCUGAUUCAGGCUGGUAUACCCCAUUGAGACCUUGUGUUGUGGUCCCAGACCCGAAAAACAAGAAAUCUAGCUUAAAGUCAAUUGCAAAAUGGCCCGAAAGGUUGCAUGUGGCUCCAGAACGGGUAGCUGAUGUUCGUGGUGGAAGUGAUGGUGCAUUUAAACACGAUGAUACAAAGUGGAAGAGUAGAGUGAAGCACUACAAAAAGCUGCUUCCGGCUCUUGGAACCAACAAAAUCAGAAAUGUUAUGGAUAUGAAUACAAUUUAUGGUGGUUUCGCUGCAGCUUUAGUUGAGGAUCCACUUUGGGUUAUGAAUGUCGUCUCUUCAUAUGCCCCCAAUACACUUCCGGUGGUAUUUGAUAGGGGUCUCAUCGGAACUUUCCAAGAUUGGUGUGAAGCGUUCUCAACAUAUCCUAGAACAUAUGAUCUUCUUCAUGUGGAUGGCCUUUUCACAACCGAAAGCCAUAGGUGUGAGAUAAAACAUGUACUAUUGGAAAUGGACCGAAUAUUAAGACCAAACGGAUAUGCUAUCAUUAGAGAAUCGAGCUAUUAUGUAGAUGCAAUUGCCACAUUAGCUAAGGGAAUGAAAUGGGGUUGUCGAAAAGAAGCCACAGAGUACGAUAUAGAGACCGAGAAGGUUUUGAUUUGCCAGAAGAAACUUUGGUACUCAAAGCAGAGUUCAUAGUAGUCCAAAAAGCGACUUUAUUUUUUCAUCUUAAGAUAAAUUUGAUUUAAUUGCAACGGGCAUACGUAACAAGUGUAAGUUUUCGAUAUCUUGAAACACAAAAAUCAUUUGAUUUUUAUUUUCGAUACGUAUAAUCUUUUGAUGAACAUCAGGAGAAAGAAAUAGUUGCUUAA
This is a messenger RNA of Erigeron canadensis, 2215 nucleotides long. RefSeq names its product probable methyltransferase PMT21. Gene Ontology annotation, molecular function: methyltransferase activity. The coding region runs from base 231 to 2042 and encodes 603 amino acids. NCBI's taxonomy places the organism in Eukaryota, Viridiplantae, Streptophyta, Magnoliopsida, Asterales, Asteraceae. Gene Ontology annotation, cellular component: endosome; trans-Golgi network; cytoplasm. The record is from RefSeq and is a predicted model, not a curated record. The transcript has 8 exons.